UCUUCCGGAAGGUUCCGGAGGCUUCUGGAAAAGGCGCUGCUGAGGCGGGGAGUGCCCGACUCUAUAUAAGGGGCGGGCGGGGGCGGCCGCGCGCCAGUUUGCUCUUCUUUCGUCUUGCUGCCAGCUGAAGCCUUCGGGCUCCCGCUCUCUCUGCCAAGAUGCCUGAGGAAACGCAGACCCAGGACCAACCAAUGGAGGAGGAGGAAGUGGAGACUUUUGCCUUUCAGGCAGAAAUUGCUCAGUUGAUGUCUUUAAUCAUUAAUACGUUCUACUCUAAUAAAGAGAUCUUUCUGAGAGAGCUAAUUUCAAAUUCAUCUGAUGCUCUGGACAAAAUUAGAUAUGAGAGUCUGACAGAUCCAAGUAAACUAGACUCUGGGAAAGAGCUGAACAUUAGCAUCAUUCCAAACAAAGAUGAUCGCACCCUUACCAUUGUGGAUACUGGUAUUGGAAUGACCAAAGCUGAUUUAAUCAACAAUCUUGGUACAAUAGCAAAGUCUGGAACCAAAGCUUUUAUGGAAGCAUUACAGGCCGGUGCAGAUAUCUCUAUGAUUGGUCAGUUUGGUGUUGGCUUUUAUUCUGCCUAUCUGGUUGCUGAGAAGGUGACCGUGAUCACUAAACAUAAUGAUGAUGAGCAGUAUGCCUGGGAGUCUUCAGCCGGAGGGUCAUUCACGGUUAGGACUGAUGUAGGUGAACCAAUGGGCCGUGGAACAAAGGUGAUUCUGCAUCUGAAAGAGGACCAAACUGAGUACUUGGAGGAAAGAAGAAUAAAGGAAAUUGUGAAGAAGCACUCUCAAUUUAUUGGCUAUCCAAUUACGCUUUUUGUGGAAAAAGAACGGGAUAAAGAAGUCAGUGAUGAUGAAGCAGAGGAAAAAGAAGAGAAACAGGAGAAGGAAAAAGAAGAAAAGGAGUCUGAGGAUAAGCCAGAGAUAGAAGAUGUUGGCUCCGAUGAAGAAGAAGAAAAGAAGGAUGGUGACAAGAAGAAAAAGAAGAAGAUUAAAGAAAAAUACAUUGAUCAAGAAGAGCUUAACAAAACAAAGCCAAUUUGGACCAGAAAUCCUGAUGAUAUCACUAAUGAAGAAUAUGGCGAAUUCUAUAAGAGCUUGACCAAUGACUGGGAAGAUCAUUUAGCUGUGAAACACUUCUCAGUGGAAGGACAGUUGGAAUUCCGAGCCCUUCUCUUUGUUCCAAGACGUGCCCCCUUUGACCUGUUUGAAAAUAGGAAGAAAAAGAAUAACAUCAAAUUGUAUGUGCGCAGGGUUUUCAUCAUGGAUAACUGUGAAGAGCUGAUCCCUGAAUAUCUGAAUUUCAUCAGAGGUGUGGUGGAUUCUGAAGAUCUUCCUCUGAAUAUUUCACGUGAAAUGCUGCAGCAAAGCAAGAUUCUGAAAGUGAUUAGGAAGAAUUUGGUCAAAAAGUGCUUGGAACUCUUCACUGAACUAGCAGAGGAUAAAGAGAAUUACAAAAAGUUUUAUGAGCAGUUUUCUAAAAACAUUAAGCUUGGAAUACAUGAAGACUCCCAGAACCGAAAGAAACUUUCAGAAUUGCUGAGAUACUAUACUUCUGCUUCUGGUGAUGAGAUGGUUUCUCUUAAGGAUUAUUGCACGAGGAUGAAGGAGAACCAGAAGCAUAUCUAUUAUAUUACUGGUGAAACCAAGGACCAAGUGGCUAAUUCAGCUUUUGUUGAGCGUCUUCGGAAGCAUGGUUUAGAAGUGAUAUAUAUGAUUGAACCUAUUGAUGAAUAUUGUGUGCAACAGCUAAAGGAAUUUGAGGGCAAGACUUUAGUGUCUGUAACCAAAGAAGGUUUGGAACUUCCAGAAGAUGAAGAUGAAAAAAAGAAACAGGAGGAAAAAAAGGCAAAGUUUGAAAAUCUUUGCAAAAUUAUGAAAGAUAUCCUAGAAAAGAAAGUUGAAAAGGUAGUUGUAUCAAACCGGUUGGUUACUUCCCCAUGCUGCAUUGUCACAAGCACAUAUGGCUGGACGGCAAACAUGGAAAGAAUAAUGAAGGCUCAGGCACUAAGAGACAACUCAACGAUGGGUUACAUGGCAGCAAAGAAACAUUUGGAGAUAAACCCUGACCAUUCCAUUAUUGAAACUCUACGGCAAAAGGCAGAGGCUGACAAGAAUGAUAAAUCAGUCAAAGAUCUGGUCAUCUUAUUGUAUGAGACUGCACUGCUGUCUUCUGGGUUCAGUUUGGAAGAUCCCCAGACACAUGCCAACCGGAUCUACAGGAUGAUCAAGCUUGGUCUUGGAAUUGAUGAAGAUGAUUCAACUACUGAAGAAACCAAUGCAGCUAUUACUGAGGAAAUGCCUCCUCUUGAAGGAGAUGAUGACACAUCGCGCAUGGAAGAAGUGGACUAAAGCAUUCCAAUACAUGGAACUAUAGCAUGUUUCCUAGACUAGUCCGAAUAAGUUAUUUUGUAUAAGGUGUUGAGAAAAUACUUGAUGUCUUCAUUCCCUCUGAUGUAUAUUUUCAGAUAUGUUUCUUUAUUUUUGUUAAAUCACUUUUUAAAAAAAUGUAUGGCAUGAACUUGCUAUUUAUGGGGAAGUUUAGGUUUCUUUCCCCUUCUGAGUAUAAUCAGUACUGUGAUACCUUAGACAUUCAAGCAAGAACUAGUAAUCAUUGUAGUUUAACUUUGGUUUUAUUUUAGGGAGGGAGAAAUAAUAUCCUUAAUAUAUGUCCAACAUUGUAAUCUAAUGUUAGCUCACUAACACUCUUGUGGUCUGGUAACAGUAUAUAGCUAUCAGAAAGCUGAAUAAUGGAAAUACUCCUUGGUCUCUAAAAUACACUGUUUUGAGGUAUCUUAAAAUGUUUAUAAAACUAUCUUUCUUUUAUAUACGUAAAAGAAUUGAGUUCCGUUCUAUUCCAUUCAUUUUUGCAUGUAUAAACCCUGAAGUCUAGGAAAAUAAAGUGUUAACACCAAGAAA
Molecule: messenger RNA, 2921 nt
Organism: Dromiciops gliroides (monito del monte)
Lineage: Eukaryota; Metazoa; Chordata; Mammalia; Microbiotheria; Microbiotheriidae
Gene: HSP90AA1
Product: heat shock protein 90 alpha family class A member 1
Exons: 11
Coding region: 159-2354 (731 amino acids)
Biological process (GO): protein stabilization; cellular response to heat; protein folding
Cellular component (GO): myelin sheath; plasma membrane; cytosol
Molecular function (GO): ATP binding; disordered domain specific binding; ATP-dependent protein folding chaperone
Source: RefSeq, a predicted model, not a curated record